CUUCACUUCGGCUCAAAGAGAUAAAACCGAAAGAGAGAAGUCGAGUGAGAGAAACCAAGAAAAAAAAUCCUCUUUACAAUAUAUCAAAGAUAGAUUCAUACCUAAAUCGAUCGAAAAUCCCUUUUGUAGAUGAAUAUGCAUGUUAGAACUCAGAUCUAUUCUUCUUCUUCUGAUUCCAAAUCCUAAGUUGAACAAAACUUGUUUCAAGCAUGUUACCGGAAAUAAAUACCCGUUUUUACUGAGCUUGAAUAAUCUAAUUUCAGAAAAAGAUUGAGGUACAGACACCUAAAAGAUUCAGGUUGAUUGCUUUCAUGCAUUGCGGAGGAUCGAGCCUUUUCAAGGAAGGACUUUCUUCGUUUGUAAGCAUCCACUUGAAAUGUUCUUUCUGCGUACGUCUUGGUCCCUCUCGUCCUAACGGUUUGAUGACAUAAUUAUCAUACAAUUACAUCCCUGCUUCUUUCUCGAAAACCAACCAAAUUAUACCCCUGCUUGCUGGUGUAGUUUAAUAACAAUUACCAACAUACUUAUGCGAUUAUGCAAAAGUUCAGAAUUUCUGUUGUCAAGUCAUGGAGUGUUAUCAUCCGCUCUUUUCUAGGGUUUACUACCUGAAGCAUGCAUUCACGAUGAAGUGUUACUCUCAGCUCUCCUCAAUCAGUUAUCAACAGUCUCGCCUGGUCUAUUACCAAAUUUGUCCGUUUCCGUUCGUGAGAUACAAGAAAAAUCCAGGUGGUUGAGUUGCAGCAAAGAAAAUAUGGAGAGUAAAAAAAAUGACUUGCUUUAUUUACGUGCAUUGUGGAUUUUAUCUAUAUGUUGAGCAUCUGUAAUUUUCAACUCGUCCUUAGGAUUUCAACUCAGAUGCGGUGUUUGGCUUCAACCAGUUCAACCUCGCUUUCUCAAGAUUCAGUACAUGCGCUAUUUGCAGCGGGUUCAUCUAGAACUCAACAUACCUGUCGAGGAACAAGAUUUGUUAUUAGAGAUGAAAGUGUGAGCAUGGAUUUACUUUUUACUCUUCCUUUGGGCCAGUGCACUUCUCCAAAAGGAUCUCGAUAAUGCUAAAGCAAGCAUAGAGGUCCUUAUUACUGAUAAUUCUUAAAGGACCAGGUGAUGAUAAUAAAGGUCACCAUCACUUUGUUGUACAACUGGGAUGUUUACCAGCAUAGGAUUAAACAGGUUACUGCUAUUGCUGUCAGAGACUCGCGAAGUUUUUUAUCGCUUAACCUUCGCGUAGUUACCCUAGUCAGAGAUCUGUUGUCUUGUGUAAAUGGAAGGAACUACAUAUGGGAGUUUAGAGGACCCCAAAGUCGGACUCAACAAGAUUUCCGUCUUAAGUAUCAUUGUUGGUCUUCCGUUGAGGCCAAAGAAAAAGAUCAAGUAGAUGCAAUCCUAAAAAUUUUGGUGGGUGCAGAGCCGGAGAAUUUGUUUUCUAGCAUCUUAAUUGGUGCAAAAGCUAAGCCUUUGAAGCAACCCAAGGUACAACAUAAAGAAUAUGAUGAGACUGACUUGGCAAAUCUUCGGAAGAAGAAAAGGGAAACUUUAUGUUAGGUGGUGCUGGACUAAAGAGAAGUGGAAAGAUCGGAACAAGAUGCUCCAUAAAGGUAUGUCUGGAAAUUGUGCCCACUUGAUCUUUUCAUGUUUUUUGUUCUGGUUCUUUGGUAUGUAAACCGACUCCUAAAGAUGGUCCAUUUACUUCAUGUGGCAUUAUAAGGAAAUCAAGAUGACAGAGUUGGAUAAGCAUAAUGAUUUGAGUGAAAAAGUUGUCGGUAAUUUCUUAAAUUCUUGUAGAAAAUGUAUCCACUGCAUAUGCAUGAUGAAGUCCGGUGACAUUGAUUGAACAAGAAACCCAAAAUAUGUUCAACUUUGAUCCCAAAAUUGUAGAGACAGACCUGUCAUCCAUAGUUUAUUUUGUUAAAAUUCAGUCAUCUUACAUUUGUAAUAGUAUUGAUUGAUUGUAUGGAUGGAUACAUAUGUUAUAAUAGAAUUGACUGAAUAAUGGUUUCAUAUUUAA
Messenger RNA from Papaver somniferum (opium poppy), 2005 nucleotides. RefSeq lists its product as uncharacterized. The transcript is spliced from 11 exons. Lineage: Eukaryota; Viridiplantae; Streptophyta; Magnoliopsida; Ranunculales; Papaveraceae. The record is from RefSeq and is a predicted model, not a curated record. Bases 1105 to 1542 code for a protein of 145 amino acids.